This is a messenger RNA of Corylus avellana, 1214 nucleotides long. RefSeq names its product D111/G-patch domain-containing protein. The record is from RefSeq and is a predicted model, not a curated record. Lineage: Eukaryota; Viridiplantae; Streptophyta; Magnoliopsida; Fagales; Betulaceae. Gene Ontology annotation, molecular function: nucleic acid binding.
CGAAACAGAGCAAGGUCGAGUUCCGAAGCAGUCUUUUUGCUCUUUGACCAAAACUUCUAUGUUUCUCUUAAAACUAAGGUGACUCAAAAUGGACAAUCGAUGGGUUAAUGGUAGACAGGAAAUGGCUGCACGAGAUAAACGGCGACUGGAAAAGGAGCAUAUUUAUCAGGACACCCUUAUUGAUGAUUUGGCAGAUGAUUUUCGCUUGCCAAUCCAUCACAAGCCAACAGAAAAUGUUGAUCUGGAUAAUGUGGAACAAGCUUCGUUGGACACACAGUUGACAUCAUCUAAUAUUGGUUUUAGGCUUCUCCAAAAAAUGGGAUGGAAGGGGAAGGGUCUUGGGAAGAAUGAGCAAGGAAUAGUUGAGCCAAUAAAAUCUGGUAUCAGAGAUCCAAAAUUAGGGGUUGGAAAACAAGAAGAAGAUGAUUUUUUUACUGCAGAAGAAAAUAUCCAGCGGAGAAAGCUCGAAGUUGAGGUAGACGAGACUGAGGAGCACGCAAAGAAGCGGGAGGUGUUAGCAGAGCGUGAGCAGAAAAUUCAAACUGAGGUGAAAGAAAUACGCAAGGUGUUCUAUUGUGAUCUAUGCAACAAGCAAUACAAGUUGGCUAUGGAAUUUGAAGCUCACCUGAGCUCAUAUGAUCACAAUCACAGAAAGCGUUUUAAAGAAAUGAGAGAAAUGCAUGGCUCUAGCAGUCGGGAUGAUCGGCAAAAACGAGAGCAGCAACGUCAGGAGAAGGAGAUGGCUAAGUUUGCUCAAAUUAGGGCAGAUGCUCGUAAGCUGCAACAGAAGCAGGAAGAGUCUGUGUCUUCUCCAGUUCCUACUGAAGUGAGAGGUGCUACGGCACUUGUAGUUCAGGAUCAGCGGAAGGCAUUAAAGUUUGGUUUUUCUUCUAAAGGUGGAACCUCCAAGAACUCUUCUAGCAGUGCUGCAAAGAAGCCGAAAGUGGCUGUCGCCUCAGUUUUUGGCAAUGAUAGCGACGAAGAAAAGUGAAAAGUUACCCUUGCAGCUGAGCAUCAGCAUUAGUGUACCUUUUGUAUUGCUGGCCUUGCCUUUUACUGUUUAUGUAGUUUAUGUAGUUUAUGUGAUUGUAUUGCUCGCAUAGCCUUCUGUUUAAUGUCUAUGUGACCCAUACCCAGAGUUUUUUUAUAGAAUUGUCUUGAUUAGGGUAAAUCCUUACUGGAUUUUUUCAAUGAAUGAGAAAAAAAUUGAUCCA